AUGGCCGCCUACAGCUCAUUCCUUGCAAAGGCGCACCUCUUCGUGAGUGAAGUCUCUGCAGCAAAUUCGUCGGUGCUGUAUGCUCAUCCUCGUGUCUCUGCGCCGGACUGCGUACGUAUGCCCAGCCUCUGGUUGGAGGUGCGUUGUACGUCACCUUCAUCCUCUCGCUGAUGUACUUGAAGGACUUUCAAGCGCAGAAUCUCUUUCUGCACAAGAUCGUCUUUCCCUUCAAUCCUCAAUUCGACGAGCCGGAGAGAUAUGGUCUCGCUCCGCACAAGACUCGCAACCUCAGGCUGAAGAGCGACGACGGCAUCCAAAUCGGUGCCUGGCACGUCGUUCCGGAUAUCCACCUCCGGCAGAUUGUGCAAAAGUUUGACGACCCUGCUCCAUCAGAUUCCGCCUACGAUGCCGCACUCAAGGCCUACCCUACUGUCAUCUACCUGCACGGCAAUGCUGCCAACAGAGCCGCUCCCUUCCGCAUCGCCUCCUACAACCAAUUCACAAACAGACUUGCCGCCAAUGUUGUCGCCAUCGACUACAGAGGUUUCGGUGACAGCGAAGGAGACCCUACGGAAGAAGGACUAAUUCUGGAUGCCAAGGCUGCUUUCGACUGGGUCGUCGCUCGCAAGAUGGCUCAGGGAAUGUCGGAGGAGGAAGGUCGCAACGACAUUCUGAUUGUUGGGCAGAGUCUCGGAACUGGCGUAGCAGCUGGUGUGACACAGCGACUGGUAGAGAGGGGUGAGCGUCUCCUCCACCACAACAGGCAGCUGUAUGCGCAUCGCUCUACUCACCUCAGCGUCUGGUGCCGCUCCACAGGUACGCCACCGAACGCCGUCUAUCUCAUGGCGCCGUACAUCUCCAUCGCGCAUCUUUUGACAUCUUACCAGCUGGCAGGAUUCUUGCCAAUUUUUGCACCUGUCCGUCUGAUUCCUUAUCAUCAAGGUGCGUAGUCAGAGUCCAGCGGCCGGUGACCUGGAGCAAGGACUGACGCAGCGCGCUGCUUUACACCAGACUUGAUCCCUUACUACCUCAAGUGAGCGCAUUUCGUCGUUCCCUCUCGCUUGCUGAUUCGAACCUCAUUUGGCCUUCAACUUGACGUCACAGUGCUCGAUUCGAGAAUUUCAACGCUUUGCCGCGCCUCAUUCGAGCGUCAGGUUUGGAUCCAGAGGGCCAAGUCUCUGUAGAUCACACAGCAAAGUCAGAGGUUCGGCCAGGACACCCGCACAUCAUCAUCAGCAGCGCGACCGACGAUGAUGUGAUCCCAUUCAGGCACGGAGAGACCCUGUUCGAAUCUCUACUGAGGGUGCAUCUGGGUCUCGCCACUCUUCCCGGCUCUAGAGGCACCAAGGCGCAAAAUGAGAGGGAGUGGGAAAGGGAGUAUGAAAACCACGUGCAUGUCCGGAAGGCGGUCUCGCGAGCUGGAACUUGGGCAAAGACAUACACUUUUUGGACAGACGCCAAGCUGGAGCCCAAGCAAGAAGGUCCAAGCGUCUCUCUCAUCCGCACGCCUUUUGGUGGACACAAUGGUGUAGCAGACGGUACGUUGAAGCGUACAGACGCCGCGGCAUGAAGAUUCGUUGACUGACACACUUGCCCUAUAUCAACUCUUCACAGGCAUCAUCGACGUUGUCGGAGAGCUUUGUGAGCUAGACGUGCUCUCUGCCGCAAUGAUAUACGCGUCAGAUGACUGAUCACGCCCGAACCACUUGUUUCCUGCAGCCGGAAUCAACUUCAAUAAAGCUAGAACGGAAUCUUGA
This is a messenger RNA of Ceraceosorus bombacis, 1757 nucleotides long. The record is from the annotation of a GenBank genome assembly. NCBI's taxonomy places the organism in Eukaryota, Fungi, Basidiomycota, Exobasidiomycetes, Ceraceosorales, Ceraceosoraceae.